Messenger RNA from Symphalangus syndactylus (siamang), 6311 nucleotides. It is a transcript of the gene FURIN, whose product is annotated as furin, paired basic amino acid cleaving enzyme. Gene Ontology annotation, molecular function: serine-type endopeptidase activity. The record is from RefSeq and is a predicted model, not a curated record. Gene Ontology annotation, cellular component: trans-Golgi network; Golgi membrane. Gene Ontology annotation, biological process: peptide hormone processing. NCBI's taxonomy places the organism in Eukaryota, Metazoa, Chordata, Mammalia, Primates, Hylobatidae.
GUGGGGAGAAACCCAUUCAUUCAUUGUUUUCAGUUCUUACUCUUUCGGGGAUCCUCCCUUGUCCCACAUGCUGUGGCAGAGCCGUCUGUGGGGGUCUCAUUUUCUGGAAGCCAUCCCCACCCCUCACCAUGGCUGGGGUUGUUGGAUAGAAGGAGGCUGGCCCUCUUUCUUUGGGGGGACUGUUCAGUUGCGCCUGAAGCCUGCUUUCUUUCCGAGUGCUGCAAGGUAAUUAAAUAGUUGGUUAAUCACUUUUAACGCCAAGCAGCUGCAGCUCCAUCUACAGUGUGCUGGAAUCUGGGCUAGACCCAGAUGAACCCAGCCUUGAUUUGGGGGCUCCAGCAGGACUUACAGCACUGUGGUUGGUGGUGGUGGGGGCAGGGGGGUGGUUGCAUGACAUCUGGACCCAAGAGGCAGCUGUUGUGGCAGCAAGAGACUGGAGAGAGAUGAGGCCCCAUUCCUAUAUGGCUCUGCCCCCAGGGUCCCACAUCCUCUGUUAAAUGAGGGACUUGGGGCAGGGGGCGGUCCCUCCAUCCCCUAGGGCUGGGGCGCCUAGCUGCCCAGCCAUUGAUCAGGCCAGCUUUCUGGAACCAACCACCCAAAGCACCAUGGGGCUGUGGUUCCCAGGCCUGCCCUGGAGCCCUGUGGAGUCUGCCCACAGGGAUGUGCAGGAGCGGUAUUGUAGAUGUCUCCUGCCAUCAGCUGUCAGGUUAUUUUGGUCCAAACUGAAAAUACUCCAGGAAUUGUGUGUGGAGUACCCCCAGCCUGCAGGGUGGGACUGCAGCAGUCGGGGAGGCCGGUUGUGUCUAAGGGCAGCCUCUGGAGAAGCGAGGAGUUCUCUGUGGUGAGCCUGCCUCUCUAGCUCCCCAGGGCCUACGUGAGCUGGGAUGUCUUCCUUUUGGUAUCUGGCAAAGAGUGGCCUUGGCUAUGGAAGUGGUAAGGGCAUCCAGGGCCCUGCCGCUGCUCAGGGAGCUUGGCACUGUUUGGGAUACCCCCAGCAGCACUCCUGGGACCUCCCCUAGCUUCCCCCCUUCCUCCAGGGCCUUGGCUUCUGGCUAGUCAGGGGCCCUAUGUGGGGACAGUUAUGUGGCCCUGGGCAGAGAGGUCCCGCCGUCUGUUUGCUGAAGGAGGAAAAACAACACUCGGGCUAUUGAUUCAGCCUCACCUUGGCGCUCCUGGCUCAGCAGCCAGUGUUUGCCCUGGCUUUCUGGGCUCGGAUUACGCAAGGCUGGUGGGCGUGGAGCAAGCAAGGGGGCAGCUGGGGGCCUCCAGGCCCAGGCAGGGCAGGGCUUGGCGGCCCCAGCGUUCCCCAGGAAACUGUAAAAACGAGCCUGGGCCCCUGACUUUGCUGAUAGCGGCCAUCUCAGCCAUAGAGGGAGGUGAAGCCUCUGUGAUCUCCACCCCCGCACCCCCUCAGGACAUGGCCCCUAAAAGCACCAUCCCAUUUAGGGUCACCCAUUUUCUUCCUAGGAGCUGUGGGGCUUUGCAAAUAACUCCCUAUGGCUGAAUCUGCUUUGCUGAACUAGGAAACCCUAGUGAGUUGUAUAGAUGCCAUUCAUUUAAAAACCUUGAAAAGCCAACAUCUUAUUCCUAUGUAAAAUAUACCUAGGUGAUUUGGAGAAUAGUGACACAAAGAAGAAAAUAACAAUUACUUGUAAUUCUCACCAUCUUGAGAGAACCACUGUUAACAUUUUUUAGCGUGUGUCCUUCCAGAUUUUGUUUUAGUUUGUAUAAAUAUACAUGUAUAAAUAGUUUUUAAAAAAUAAAAUGGGAUUAUGUGUACAUACUGCUCUAUAAUGCAUCUUUUUUACCUUGAUCAUGGUGAAUAUUCAUUUGCUGUUUCUGAUUUUGAGUGACUCAGGGCUUCAUAGUCUUCAUCCUGCUUCUUCUGUUACACUUUUUUUUUUUUUUUGAGAGGGAGUCUCGUUCUGUCGCACAGACUGGAGUGCAGUGGCGCGAUCUUGGCUCACUGCAACCUCCACCUCCUGGGCUCAAGCAAUUCUCGUGCCUCAGCCUCCCAAGUCGCUGGCACUACGAGCACCCGCCACCACACCGGGCUAAUGUUUGUAUUUUUAGUAGAGACGAGGUUGCACCAUGUUGGCCGGGCUGGCCUCGAACUCUUGACCUCAGGUGAUCCACCCGCCUCAGCCUCCCAAAGUGCUGGAUGACAGAAAGUCGGCACUCCUCACCCUCCCGAGCCCUGCCUGUCUCGGCCCCAUGCCCCCACCAGUCAGCCCCGGGCCACAGGCAGUGAGCAGGCACCUGGGAGCCGAGGCCCUGUGACCAGGCCAAGGAGACGGGCGCUCCAGGGUCCCAGCCACCUGUCCCCCCCAUGGAGCUGAGGCCCUGGUUGCUAUGGGUGGUAGCAGCAACAGGAACCUUGGUCCUGCUAGCAGCUCAUGCUCAGGGCCACAGGGUCUUCACCAACACGUGGGCUGUGCGCAUCCCUGGAGGCCCAACAGUGGCCAACAGCGUGGCACGGAAGCAUGGGUUCCUCAACCUGGGCCAGAUCUUCGGGGACUAUUACCACUUCUGGCAUCGAGGAGUGACGAAGCGGUCCCUGUCGCCUCACCGCCCGCGGCACAGCCGGCUGCAGAGGGAGCCUCAAGUACAGUGGCUGGAACAGCAGGUGGCAAAGCGACGGACUAAACGGGACGUGUACCAGGAGCCCACAGACCCCAAGUUUCCUCAGCAGUGGUACCUGUCUGGUGUCACUCAGCGGGACCUGAAUGUGAAGGAGGCCUGGGCGCAGGGCUACACAGGGCACGGCAUCGUGGUCUCCAUUCUGGACGAUGGCAUCGAGAAGAACCACCCGGACUUGGCAGGCAAUUAUGAUCCUGGGGCCAGUUUUGAUGUCAAUGACCAGGACCCUGACCCCCAGCCUCGGUACACACAGAUGAAUGACAACAGGCAUGGCACACGGUGUGCGGGGGAAGUGGCUGCGGUGGCCAACAACGGUGUCUGUGGUGUAGGUGUGGCUUACAACGCCCGCAUUGGAGGGGUGCGCAUGCUGGAUGGCGAGGUGACAGAUGCAGUGGAGGCACGCUCGCUGGGCCUGAACCCCAACCACAUCCACAUCUACAGUGCCAGCUGGGGCCCCGAGGAUGACGGCAAGACAGUGGAUGGGCCAGCCCGCCUCGCCGAGGAGGCCUUCUUCCGUGGGGUUAGCCAGGGCCGAGGGGGGCUGGGCUCCAUCUUUGUCUGGGCCUCGGGGAACGGGGGCCGGGAACAUGACAGCUGCAACUGCGACGGCUACACCAACAGUAUCUACACGCUGUCCAUCAGCAGCGCCACGCAGUUUGGCAACGUGCCGUGGUACAGCGAGGCCUGCUCGUCCACACUGGCCACGACCUACAGCAGUGGCAACCAGAAUGAGAAGCAAAUCGUGACGACUGACUUGCGGCAGAAGUGCACGGAGUCUCACACGGGCACCUCAGCCUCUGCCCCCUUAGCAGCCGGCAUCAUUGCUCUCACCCUGGAGGCCAAUAAGAACCUCACAUGGCGGGACAUGCAGCACCUGGUGGUACAGACCUCGAAGCCAGGCCACCUCAACGCCAACGACUGGGCCACCAAUGGUGUGGGCCGGAAAGUGAGCCACUCAUAUGGCUAUGGGCUUUUGGACGCAGGCGCCAUGGUGGCCCUGGCCCAGAAUUGGACCACAGUGGCCCCCCAGCGGAAGUGCAUCAUCGACAUCCUCACCGAGCCCAAAGACAUCGGGAAACGGCUCGAGGUGCGGAAGACUGUGACCGCGUGCCUGGGCGAGCCCAACCACAUCAUUCGGCUGGAGCACGCUCAGGCGCGGCUCACCCUGUCCUAUAAUCGCCGUGGCGACCUGGCCAUCCACCUGGUCAGCCCCAUGGGCACCCGCUCCACCCUGCUGGCAGCCAGGCCACAUGACUACUCCGCAGAUGGGUUUAAUGACUGGGCCUUCAUGACAACUCACUCCUGGGAUGAGGAUCCCUCUGGCGAGUGGGUCCUAGAGAUUGAAAACACCAGCGAAGCCAACAACUAUGGGACGCUGACCAAGUUCACCCUCGUACUCUAUGGCACCGCCCCUGAGGGGCUGCCCGUACCUCCAGAAAGCAGUGGCUGCAAGACCCUCACGUCCAGUCAGGCCUGUGUGGUGUGCGAGGAAGGCUUCUCCCUGCACCAGAAGAGCUGUGUCCAGCACUGCCCUCCAGGCUUCGCCCCCCAAGUCCUCGAUACGCACUAUAGCACCGAGAAUGACGUGGAGACCAUCCGGGCCAGCGUCUGCGCCCCCUGCCAUGCCUCAUGUGCCACAUGCCAGGGUCCGGCCCCGACAGACUGCCUCAGCUGCCCCAGCCACGCCUCCUUGGACCCUGUGGAGCAGACUUGCUCCCGGCAAAGCCAGAGCAGCCGAGAGUCCCCGCUGCAGCAGCAGCCACCCCGGCUGCCCCCGGACGUGGAGGCGGGGCCGCGGCUGCGGGCAGGGCUGCUGCCCUCACACCUGCCUGAGGUGGUGGCCGGCCUCAGCUGCGCCUUCAUCGUGCUGGUCUUCGUCACUGUCUUCCUGGUCCUGCAGCUGCGCUCUGGCUUUAGCUUCCGGGGGGUGAAGGUGUACACCAUGGACCGUGGCCUCAUCUCCUACAAGGGGCUGCCCCCUGAAGCCUGGCAGGAGGAGUGCCCGUCUGACUCAGAAGAGGACGAGGGCCGGGGCGAGAGGACCGCCUUUAUCAAAGACCAGAGCGCCCUCUGAUGAGCCCACUGCCCACCCCCUCAAGCCAAUCCCCUCCUUGGGCACUUUUUAAUUCACCAAAGUAUUUUUUUAUCUUGGGACUGGGUUUGGACCCCAGCUGGGAGGCAAGAGGGGUGGAGACUGCUUCCCACCCUACCCUCGGGCCCACCUGGCCACCUGAGGUGGGCCCAGGACCAGCUGGGGCGUGGGGAGGGCCGUACCCCACCCUCAGCACCCCCUCCAUGUGGAGAAAGGAGUGAAACCUUUAGGGCAGCUUGCCCCGGCCCCGGCCCCAGCCCCAGCCCCAGCCCCAGCCCCAGCCAGAGUUCCUGCGGAGUGAAGAGGGGCAGCCCUUGCUUGUUGGGAUUCCUGACCCAGGCCGCAGCUCUUGCCCUUCCCUGUCCCUCUAAAGCAAUAAUGGUCCCAUCCAGGCAGUCGGGGGCUGGCCUAGGAGGUAUCUGAGGGAGGAGGCCACCUCUCUAAGGGCUUCUGCACCUUCCACCCUGUCCCCCAGCUCUGGUGAGUCUUGGCGGCAGCAGCCAUCAUAGGAAGGGACCAAGGCAAGGCAGGUGCCUCCAGGUGUGCACGUGGCAUGUGGCCAGUGUCCCAUGACCCACACCUGUGCUCCGUGCCUCCACCACCACUGGCCACCAGGCUGGUGCAGCCAAGGCUGAAGCUCUGGCUGAACGCUGUGCUGGUGUCCUGACCACCCUCCCCUCUCUUGCACCCGCCUCUCCCGUCAGGGCCUGAGUCCCUGUUUUCUGAGCCCGGGCUGCCUGGGCUGUUGGCACUCACAGACCUGGAGCCCCUGGGUGGGUGGUGGGGAGGGGCGGUGGCCCAGCCGGCCUCUCUGGCCUCCCACCCGAUGCUGCUUUCCCCUGUGGGGAUCUCAGGGGCUGUUUGAGGAUAUAUUUUCACUUUGUGAUUAUUUCACUUUAGAUGCUGAUGAUUUGUUUUUGUAUUUUUAAUGGGGGUAGCAGCUGGACUACCCACCUUCUCACACCCACCAUCCGCCCUGCUCCUCCCUGGCUGCCCUGGCCCUGAGGUGUGGGGGCUGCAGCAUGUUGCUGAGGAGUGAGGAAUAGUUGAGCCCCAAGUCCUGAAGAGGCGGGCCAGCCAGGCGGGCUCAAGGAAAGGGGGUCCUGGUGGGAGGGGCAGGCUGACAUCUGUGUUUCAAGUGGGGCUCACCAUGCUGGGGGCUCAUAGGUCACUGGCUCUCCAAGUGCCAGGGGUGGGCAGGUGGUGGCAUUGAGCCCCCUCCAACACUGUGCCCUGGUGGAGAAAGCACUGACCUGUCAUGCCCCCUCAAACCUCCUCUUCUGACGUGCCUUUUGCAUCCCUCCCAUUAGGACAAUCAGUCCCCUCCCAUCUGGGAGCCCCCUUUUCUUUGUCUCCCCUAGCCAUUCCUGGUACCCAGCCACCUGCCCAGGGGUGCCCCCUCCUCUCCCAUCCUCCUACCCUCGUGGCCAGCCCGGCUGGUUUUGUAAGAUACUGGGUUGGUGCACAGUGAUUUUUUUCUUGUAAUUUAAACAGGCCCAGCAUUGUUGGUUCUAUUUAAUGGACACGAGAUGAUGUUAGAGGUUUUAAAGUGAUUAAACGUGCAGACUAUGCAAACCAG